Messenger RNA from Nerophis lumbriciformis (worm pipefish), 3594 nucleotides. The record is from RefSeq and is a predicted model, not a curated record. NCBI's taxonomy places the organism in Eukaryota, Metazoa, Chordata, Actinopteri, Syngnathiformes, Syngnathidae.
AUGGAGUCACGCUACGCUUUUUGCCUUUUGGUGAUUUUCUCCUCCGAGUGGACGCGGGUCUUGUCCUCAACUUGCAAGCCGGGAGUAAGAUGCGGUCCCUCGGGUCAUUUCGCGCACAUCCGCGCGACCCCCCGGGAGCUCCGCGCGCAGGAUUUGACGCAUUUUGGAGAGCUUGUCGGAUUUACCGAAGGCGAAGCGAGUACCGAAGUUGACCUUGCGAUCGCAGAAAGUUCGGCAAAAGUCGAGCUUCCACGCGCGUGGCAAGAAAACGCAUGUUGUUCUCAAGAGGAUGCGUCGGACGGUCAGCCAAAACUUUCCCAUCUUGAGAGCCGGAACGAUGUGGAAAGCGAGGAGAAUGUGGGAGAUGUGGAUUCAACAGAAAGCCGGAGGAGAAGCGCAAGGGGCGCAGAGACUUGGGCCGAUUUGGGAGCCGAGGGCGCGCGCGAAGCUCCGUAUCCCGAGCCGGUGGAGGUCCAGCUGGCCAGCUCCACAUUCGCCCUGGCCGGGGACACCGCGCAUAAUCAGGCGAUGGUGCACUGGUCCGGCCAGAACAGCAGCGUGAUCCUCAUGUUGACUAAAUACUACGACUUCAGCUCGGGCAGAGUGACGGAGAGUUCUUUGUGGAGAUCCACCGAUUACGGCACAACGUACGAGAAACUUAAUGAAAAAGUGGGGCCCAAAACCAUCCUGAGCUACUUGUACGUCAGUCCCAAUAACAAGCGCAAGAUCAUGUUACUGACCGACCCCGAGGUGGAGAGCAGCCUGCUCAUUAGCCUUGACGAGGGGGCGUCCUAUCAGAAGCACAGCUUAGCCUUUGAUAUCCUCAGUCUUCUUUUCCAUCCCGAGCAGGAGGAUUGGAUACUGGCUUACAGCCACGACCAAAAGCUGUAUGUGUCUGUGGAAUUUGGGAAGAGGUGGCAGCUCGUACACGACAACGUCGUCCCGAACAGAUUCUAUUGGUCCCGAUUGGGUUUGGACAAGGAGCAAGGAAUGAUCCACCUGGAGAUCAACGUCUCUGAUGGACGGUCGCAGUACAUCACUUGCAAACUUCAAAAUUGCUCCGAGGGAAACAAGGGCAAGCCUUUCCCUGGGUUUAUCAUCCCCAACUCCCUGGUGGUGCAGGAUGAAUACGUUUUCAUCCAGGUGCCAACAGGAGGCCAGUCUGUCCAUUACGUGUCCUACAAAAGACACUCUUUCUACCCAGUCAAGCUUCCAAAGUACACUCUGCCCAAGGACUUGCAGAUCAUCAGCACCGAUGACAAUCAGGUGGUGGCGGCCAUUCAAGACUGGCACCAGAACGACUCGUACAACCUGUACAUGUCAGAGUCUAUGGGUCUUUUCUUCACGCUGAUGUUGGAGAAUGUGGUGAGCAGCGGAGGACCCGAAGGCAACAUUAUGAUCGAUCUGUAUGAGGUUGCAGGGAUUAAAGGGGUGUUUCUGUCAAAUAAAGUUGUCGAGAACCAAGUGAAAACUUACAUCACGUACAACAAAGGCAGAGACUGGCGGCUUCUGCAGGCCCCGGCAACGGAUCUCCAAGGGAAGAGGGUCGAUUGUGAGCAUCCGUACUGCUCAUUACAUCUCCACCUUCAUGUAUCGGAGAAUCCUUACACCUCUGGAAACAUAGUCAGCAAAGAUACAGCGCCGGGAGUUAUAAUUGCGUCAGGUGUGGUUGGACCUGAGCUCACCUCAAUGAAUGUCAGCAUCUUCAUCACAUCUGACGCUGGAAACACUUGGAAAGAGGUUUUUCAGGAAGAGUACAGCGUGUUCUUCUUGAAUCAAGGAGGAUCUCUGGUGGCCAUCCGACACACACCUCUGCCAAUUAGACACAUUUGGCUGAGUUUUGAUGAGGGCAGAAACUGGGACAAAUUUAGCUUCACCUCCUCGCCGCUCUAUGUGGAUGGGGUUCUAGGGGAGCCCGGGGAGGAUACCCUGAUCAUGACAAUCUUCGGUCACUUCAGUCAUCGAUCCGAGUGGCAACUGGUCAAAAUUGACUUUAGGUCGAUUUUUCAACACCGCUGCACUUCGGAAGAUUACGUGACAUGGCGGUUGGACAACGAGGGAGAAGUGUGCAUCAUGGGAAUGAAGAGAGUCUUUCAGAAAUUGCGAGUAAACGCUCGAUGUGUCAAGGCCAGAGAACAGUACAUCUCUCAGAUGUCAGACUCCUGUCCGUGCACUGAGGCCGAUUUUGAGUGUGACUACGGAUUUGAGAGGCAGGUCGAUGGGAGCUGCACUCCGGCAUUCUGGUUUGCUCCGUCGGCCACGUCCAGAGAUUGCAUCACUGGGGACAGUUUCCUCAAUUCCACCGGAUAUCGCAGAGCUUUGUCUAACAACUGCACAGAGGGAAGUCUGUUGAAAUACAGCCCCAGGCGGCAGAAGUGUCCCAGUCAAGUCCCCAAAGGCCUGCAGCUUUUCACCAGCGAGGGCACACUGGUGGCGACACUGCACAAGAAUGUCACUUUCUUGGUCUUUCUUGAAGAGGGUCUCGGCUCUACCACGAGCAUCACGGUGGACUUUGGCGACGGCACCACAAUGUCUUAUGUCAACAUCAGCUCUAUAGAAGACGGGGUCAAGCAUGUCUACAGCAAAGUGGGCAUCUACCAUGUUUCUGCCAUAGCAAGCAAUGUUUUGGGUUUUGACAGGGUGACACUCUACCUCCACGUCACUUGUCAGUUGGAGCAAGUGCAGCUGUCCGCUCCAUCUGUGGUUAUCAAGAACAAAGUUGUAAACUUCACGACGACACUGCGACCCGUCAAUGUGGGGACGGUCACAUAUUACUGGUGGUUUGACAACAAAACGGAGCCUCUAGCGAGUUUGGAUGGAGGGAUGUCCUUCACCUUCUCCCGGGAGGGAAGCCACAUUGUCACUGUUCAAGCUUCGGUCGGGAGCACGGUCCAUCAGGACCAAAUGACAGUAGCAGUUUACGAUUAUUUCCUGUCACACAUUUUGGCCUUUUCCUCGAAUCUGGACGAUGCCAAUCCUGGUCUAUCAGAGUGGCGAGCUGACAUCGCAAGAGUGGUGAAGCGCUCCAUAGUCCAGGUCACUGCGAUUAGUGAGGAUCAGCUGCUGGUCACGGUGCUUCCUGGUCUGCCAACCACAGCCGAGAUUUUUAUUGUUCCUGAGAGGAGGCGCGGAAGGCAGGUUGUGGCGGAAAAGCGGCAACACCUAGAACAGCUCUCUCAGGUGCUGCUAAGUGCUUUAAACCAGGACCUAGUCCAGUUCACACUCAAGGCGGGAGUGCAGGUGAACAUCUUUGCCAGCCGACUGUCGCCAGCUCCUCUGGUGGACAGCAGCGAUAGCAGCCACAGCAGCACCGCAAUUAUAAUGCUGGUGUCGGUGGCUCUGAUGGGUCUGCUUGUCUUUGCCAUAUAUAAAUUCAAAAGGAAGAUUCCAGGUCUCAACACCUACACGGCAGAGCAGCCCGACAAAGAACAAGAGGUCGUGCCCACGGUGACCUCAAUGGCAGACGCCAAGCCCGAAGCGGACAAGAUGACCUCACCAGAUCGAGUGGACGUGCAGUUAGAUUCAAAGAGCAGAGGCUACCUGCCAUCGCACACAGACAUCAAGCUCUCUGAUGAAGCGCCCCAUGUGUUUUAA